Molecule: messenger RNA, 4523 nt
Organism: Thamnophis sirtalis
Lineage: Eukaryota; Metazoa; Chordata; Lepidosauria; Squamata; Natricidae
Source: RefSeq, a predicted model, not a curated record
GCCGUAUUGUGUGCAACCCUAGAAGGCGAAGGAAAGCAGGCAGGCAGGCGGGCAAGGCAGUUGCUGGCAAAGCGCAACGGCCGAGGCGAGGAAAAAAACUGGCGAGCGCGUGUGCUGGAAUGGCUGAAGGCUUCGCUUCCUAAAAGAGCCCGCGCUUACUUAACCUACGCCGGGCGUUGCAAAAGGAGAGCUCGGGAAAGACGAGCGUCAUGGCAGAUUCCAACGGGGCACGUUUUUACCUGCUGCCUUGAGAGGGCUCGGCGACAGCCUGCCGCCUUUCCAUGGGGUGGGAAGGGAGGAAGGCGAGGCGCUGAAACGUCGGCGGGACCUGCGUUGCGGGGAAGGGGAACGGAGAGGACGCUCGCUCCGGCCAAGAGGUGGGAAAGGAAGGGAGGCAGAGUCAGCCAGCGGCGCCAGACGAAAGACUCGGAGAGCUCCAGGGCCCGAGGUGGGGCGAGCGUAAGGCACUUGGCCCCCCGUUGCUGAAAAGGGAUCGUCCCCGGCCGGCCGGUCGGUGCGCGCCGAGGGAGCUUUUGAUCGCCUGGGCGACAAGGACGAAGAGUCUGGCGAUGCGCUGCCUGGUUCUACUCGGUUUCUUCGCCUGGGGCUUUGGCUGCUUGGCUGGGCCCAGCGAAAGAGCUUCCCUUUCUCCAUGCCCGGCUUCCUGUAGCUGCGAUGGGGACGGAGGAGUUGACUGCUCCGGGAGGGGGCUCACCGCCGUGCCCGAAGGACUCAGCGCCUUCACCCAUUUACUGGACAUCAGUAUGAACAAUAUAACAAGAUUACCAGAGAAUGCCUUCAAGAAUUUUCCUUAUCUUGAAGAGCUACGUUUAGAUGCUAACCAUAUUACAGUUGUCCCAGAAGACAGUUUUGAGGGUCUAGUUCAACUACGUCACUUGUGGCUGGAUGAUAAUAGUUUGACUGAAGUUCCUGUUAUUCCACUCAGCAAUCUUCCCUCACUGCAAGCUUUAACUUUGGCUCUCAAUAAAAUAACCCACAUCCCUGAUUUUGGAUUCAGAAACCUGUCAAGCCUUGUGGUCCUACAUCUCCAUAACAAUAAAAUAAAAACAUUGGGACAACACUGUUUUUAUGGAUUAAACAACCUAGAAACUUUGGAUUUAAAUUAUAACAGCAUGGUGGAAUUUCCAGAAGCAAUUAAAUCACUUCCAAGCAUUAAAGAAUUGGGAUUUCACAGCAAUUAUAUUUCCAUGAUCCCUGAUAAUGCAUUUAUAGGAAAUCCGCUUUUAAGAACAAUACAUCUGUAUGAUAACCCUUUAUCCUUUGUUGGGAACUCAGCCUUUCAAAAUUUAUCAGAUUUGCAUUCUUUAGUCAUUCGUGGAGCCAACAUGGUGCAAUGGUUUCCUAAUUUAACAGGGACAAUCAAUCUGGAGAGUCUAACUUUUACAGGAGCCAAAAUAAGUAAUAUUCCCACUGGUCUAUGCCAAGAGCAAAAGAUACUUCGGACUUUGGAUUUGUCUUACAACAAUAUAAAAGAACUUCCACAUUUUAAAGGUUGCAGUUCCCUAGAAGAAAUAUAUUUGCAGCAUAAUCAAAUUGAGGAAAUCGAAGAAGAUACCUUCCAGGGACUAACAUCUUUGCAUACUCUUGAUCUCAGCAGAAAUGUGAUCCACCGGGUUAACAAGGAAGCAUUUACUACACUUGGUGCUAUUACCAACCUUGACUUAAGCUUCAAUAUGCUGACUUCAUUUCCAACUGGAGGUCUGAGUAGAUUAAAGCAAUUUAAGCUGAUAGGCAAUACUGAACUGAAAGAAACAUUAUCACCAAAGGACUUCACUAAACUCAGAUCUCUCUCUGUUCCUUAUGCCUACCAAUGUUGUCCUUUCUGGGGUUGUGACUCUUAUUUGAAUUCUAAUCCUGAAGACCCCAGCCUCCAAAAUCAGAGUCGAGAAAUCCUAAAUGAUCAAGGUACCCCAGAUGUAGAUGACUUAAGCAGUGCUGAAGUGAAAGAACCAGGUCAAACAGUAAUCCACUGUACUCCCACCACAGGUGCUUUCAAGCCAUGUGAAUAUUUACUGGGAAGCUGGAUGAUUCGUCUUACAGUCUGGUUUAUUUUUUUGGUGGCCUUACUCUUCAAUGUGCUUGUCAUCUUAAGUAUAUUUGUUUCUUCUACUUCACUUCCUUCGAUCAAAUUGUUCAUUGGCUUGAUCUCUAUCUCUAAUUUACUGAUGGGGAUCUACACCGGUAUAUUAACUUUCCUGGAUGCAGUUUCCUGGGGACGGUUUGCUGAAUUUGGUAUUUGGUGGGAGACUGGCAAUGGUUGUAAAGUGGCUCGGUUUCUGGCUAUCUUCUCUUCAGAAGGGGCAAUUUUUUUCCUUUUGUUGGCUACUAUUGAACGGAGCUUGUCUGCCAAAGAAAUCAUUAAAAAGGGUAAAAGCAGCCAUCGAAAACAAUUUCGAAUUGCAGCCGUAUUUGCAUUCUUGUGUACAUUGAUAGCAGCAUGCUUGCCAGUCUUCCAUAAAGGAGAAUAUUCUGGGUCACCCCUUUGCUUACCCUUUCCUACUGGAGAAGCCCCUUCUUUGGGCUUCACGGUUACUCUCGUGCUCCUUAACUCAUUAGCCUUUUUGCUAAUGGCUGUUAUUUAUACAAAACUUUACUGCAAGCUAGAAAAGGAAGAUCUCUCCAAGAACAAUCAAGCUAGCAUGAUUAAACAUGUUGCUUGGCUCAUCUUCACCAACUGCAUCUUUUUUUGCCCUGUUGCAUUUUUCUCUUUUGCUCCACUCAUCACUGCAAUCGCCAUCAGCCCUGAAAUUAUGAAGUCUGUCACUCUGAUAUUUUUUCCACUGCCCGCUUGUUUGAACCCAGUUUUAUAUGUGUUCUUCAACCCCAAAUUCAAGGAAGAUUGGAAGUUACUGAGAUGGCACAUCACCAAGAGGAAUGGGACUGGAACAGUUGCUGUCAAUACACAAACUGGCUGUAGGACUCAGGAUUUCUACUACGACUGCAGCAUGUACACCCAUCUGCAGGGUAGCUUAACCAUGUGCGAAUGUUGUGAGUCACUUCUUAUAUCCAAGCCUGCACCAUGUAAACAUUUAGUAAAAUCUCACAGUUGUCCUGCUUUGACUGUAGUGCCUUGCCAAAGGCCUGACGGCUGUUGGUCAGAUUGUGGUACGCAGUCUGCCCAUUCUGAUUACGCUGACGAAGAGGACUCAUUUGUAUCGGAUAGUUCAGAUCAGGUGCAGGCCUGUGGACGUGCUUGCUUUUAUCAGAGCAGAGGCUUUCCCUUAGUUCGUUAUGCCUACAACACCCCGAGGAUUAAAGACUGAAAGGCUUUACUGCAAGCAAUCCAUAUGCUAAAAAGGAGGAAGCAUGAUGCUUCAUAUAGACCAUGCCUGUUUCAUUCUUUCAUCUGAAAGCACUUUUAUUAAUCAUUGUAUGAUAUUAAUUAUAAAUAAGGGAUGUAUGCCUAAGUACCAUGAGCUAUACAUUUUAAAUAAGAGCUGUUGCUCCUUCUGUAAAUAAUUAGAAAACCAAAAUUUGUAAUCCAUUUUUAAAAACCUUUUUUCCAAGCAACUAUAUAUUUGAAGCUUAUUUCCAUGUUACGCAAUUUUAAUUUCAUUUUUUGUUGUGAUAUUGAACCUGAUAACUUUUAUAAAUAAGCACAAAAAAGCAGAAUAUUAUAGAUUUUAGGGGGAGGAAACUGGGCAGGGGAGCUGUUGCUAACUUUUGUAUAGCAUUUUUGACUGAAUCUCAGGACAAUUUACUGCAGGGCCAAAAGAUGGGAAUAUUUUUCCCAUAUGCAACUGUGAGAUAAAUACAGGCAAAAAAACAUUUUCUUAGGUCAAAUUAUGGAUUAAUUUGUCUAUAAUUAAAAUUAUUUAUUUCAGCCAAAUACAUAUCACCCCUAUAAUAUAUUCUGAGUAGUUUGGCAUAGUAAUUUUUAUUUUGAGAGUACUGCUUGAAAACAAUUUGAAACUGAUCUUUUGCAUACUUAAAUGGACAUCAAACUCAGGUUUGCUGCACUAAUAUUUAACUUCUGAUGAAAAUAUAUACUAUUAGAACAUUCCUCCAGUCUUGAGAUUCACUUUGGAGUUCUGCCAUAAUAGUUGUUUCUCGCCUCUAAAAUGGGGAUGUUCUUAUCUACAUAUGUAUAUUGGAAAAUGGGCUGCAGGCAUUUUGUGGGUUUUCUAAUACCUCCCUAAGCAAUUUUCACAAAGGCAACAGAAUUCUCAAUCAUCCUAUAAUCUUAAAUGUGCAUGUUGGGUUAUAUGUUGUUUUGACAGCAAAACAAAAACAAAAACUACUUUGUGUACAUGAAAAUCAUUUUAAAGUAUCAUUUUCAGUGAAGUUGCAGCAAAUACUACGAUCUUCCCCAAAUUGGUGCUCUCCAAUUGCCAAUUAAUUAAUAGGUGAUCCUAUACAUCUGAAAGGUACACAGCAAAAUCUGGGGUAGACUAUAUUAACAGAAUAGGUUUUAUACGAGUAAAAACUGGUGGCACAGUGGUUAGAAUGUACUAUUGCAGGCUGUUUCUGCUGACUGCCUGCAAUUUGCAGUUUGAAUCUCA